UUAUAAAACACAUGAAAACUUGAGCAGCUGUAUAUCCAAAAUUAUAGAGAAUAUGCUGCCUUAGCUUUAAAGGUGGAUUGAAAUUUCCUGGGAUAAAGGGACAGUUCUAAAGAUAAUCUUUUUGCUUUGUUUAUGAUAAUCAAGGAAGGCAUGUAUGGACAACCAUUUUUAAUAAAUUUAAAAUGUAUACCAUACUUGAUCAGCAUUGUUUUCAGCUUUGCUUUUGAACACUAAGAAAGAAUACAAGUGCAUUAUGGCACAAAUACCUAAGUACCUGUUUACCUCUUUCAGAUACUGGUAGACCACUUGUUUUGCUAGUCUUUGGAAUUGGAAGGAGUGUCAAAUACACAGAAGCCAGAGUCAUCUUGGCCAGAUGGUGUUUGAUACAGAUGGAUGACUGAAAACUAUGAGCAGAGAAUACGUGAGCAACAGGAACAGCUGUCACUUCAACAAACUAUUAUUGACAAGCUGAAAUCACAGUUACUUCUUAUGAAUUCCAGUCAAGAUAACAGUUUUGGCUAUGUUCCUCUGCUUGAAGACAGUGAAGCAAGAAAGAAUAAUUUGCCUCUUGAUCAGCCACAUGAUAAAGUAAAAUCAGGAAUACCAAGAGAAAAAGAAUUAAAGGUAAGAAGACAAGAGGUUUCUUCUCCUAGAAAAGAAACUUCACCAAGGAGUCUUGGCAUUCCUUUAUUCCAUGAAAGGGCUUAUAUAGAGAAGACUUUCCAGGAUCUAAAAGAAGAAUUUCACAGAAUAUGCAUGCUAGCAAAAGCACAAAAAGACCACUUAAGCAAACUUAAUGUACCAGCCACUGCAACUGAAACACAGUGUUCUCUUCCUGUACAGUGUACGGAUACAACAGAUAAACAAGAAGAGCUGUUUAAGCCUCAGGCUAAAGAUGAUAUAAAUAGAGGUGCACCAUGCAUCACAUCUGUCACACCGAGAGGACUGGCCCGAGAUGAGGAAGAUACCUCUUUCGAAUCACUUUCUAAAUUCAAUGUCAAGUUUCCACCUAUGGACAAUGACUCUACUUUCUUACAUAGCACUCCAGAAAGACCCAACAUCCUUGGUCCUGCCACAUCUGAGGCAGUGUGCCAGGAUAAAUUUAAUAUGGAGUUCAGAGACAACCCGGGAAACUUUGUUAAAACAGAAGAAACUUUAUUUGAAAUUCAGGGAAUUGACCCCAUAGCAUCAGCUAUACAAAACCUUAAAACAACUGACAAAACAAAACCCUCCAAUCUUGUAAACACUUGUAUCAGGACAACUCUGGAUAGAGCUACGUGUUUGCCACCUGGAAACCAUAACGCAUUAUAUGUAAAUACAUUACCACUUCAGGACCCAUCCGAUGCACCUUUUCCUUCACUUGAUUCUCCGGGAAAAGCUAUCCGAGGACCACAGCAGCCCGUUUGGAAGCCCUUUCCUAAUCAAGACAGUGAUAUAUCAUCGGUACUAGGUGGCACAGGCUCAGAACUGCAUAUACCUCGAGUAUGUGAAUUCUGUCAAGCAGUUUUCCCACCAUCCAUUACAUCCAGGGGGGAUUUCCUCCGGCAUCUUAAUUCACACUUUAAUGGGGAGACUUAAGAUGCAUUUGAAAACAGCUCCGUGUAAUGAUUCUAUGUGAUCAUCAGGUUCUAUGUGAUGAUCUUGGGUUUGUAAUACUAUAAAUACUUGAUUGAAAACUUAGUUCAAGAUCGUUCAUUGAAAAAUAGCUAUGUCACAGCUAUUUGAAUUUUUUCCUAAACUUAUAUUGUAACUUUCUUUUAUUAACUUUUAUGGAUCAUUCUGUAUAAAACUGUAAUUCAUUGCAUUCAUGUUUACAGUGUUUAUUACCUUAAUUUAUGUUUGUUUCAAAUGUCUAAGCUUAUUGCUUGGAUUUCUAGUUAAAUUUAUUAAAUUUGGUGAUGUCAAAUGUUUAUAGGAUGUUUCACUUAAAAACUAGAUUAUUUAUGCUAUCGGUGAUUUUUUUUUUAAUAAACCUGUAAUACAGAACAGCAGACAACAUAAAUGUCUAAGUAAAUACCAAAAUCUAAGAUUUGUUACCCAGUGAUAAAAUCACUGGUAGGAUUAUUCAAACACUUCAGAUUGUUUUUUCUUUUAAUAAUAUACAUGGUUUUAAAUUUUA
Lynx canadensis (Canada lynx) is the source of this 2119-nucleotide messenger RNA. RefSeq names its product TRAF family member associated NFKB activator (gene TANK). The coding region runs from base 394 to 1578 and encodes 394 amino acids. NCBI's taxonomy places the organism in Eukaryota, Metazoa, Chordata, Mammalia, Carnivora, Felidae. The record is from RefSeq and is a predicted model, not a curated record. The transcript has 7 exons. Gene Ontology annotation, biological process: canonical NF-kappaB signal transduction.